Messenger RNA from Ixodes scapularis (black-legged tick), 1290 nucleotides. RefSeq names its product solute carrier family 22 member 6-B-like. NCBI's taxonomy places the organism in Eukaryota, Metazoa, Arthropoda, Arachnida, Ixodida, Ixodidae. Bases 1 to 1290 code for a protein of 429 amino acids. The transcript has a single exon. Gene Ontology annotation, molecular function: transmembrane transporter activity. Gene Ontology annotation, cellular component: membrane. Gene Ontology annotation, biological process: transmembrane transport. The record is from RefSeq and is a predicted model, not a curated record.
AUGAAGGCCUCUUUUCUUCUGACCCGAGCCCGCACCGCCAGCGCCCCAACUGCCCCAUUGGACGCAGCGCUUAUUUUAGGACAUGACACUUUCCAACAACUGGAACUUCUGUGUGCCACGCUUUCCAUCUUCAUCACAGUAAGCGACAGUCUCGUUACCGUGGUAUUAAAGCGGCCCAUGGAACACUGGUGCAGGCCACCGUCGGAGCUAGCUUACAUGCCGACCGACGUCUGGAAAAAUCAGAGCAUCCCCGUGAAACCGGACGGCACGUUCAGCAAAUGCACGCGCUACAAGCCUCCACUGGACACGGGAAAUGCGAUGGAGAACCAAACCGUGGUCCUUUGCGACGAGUUGGACUACGCUCUGGUGACCACGGGGAAAUCCAUCGUCAGCGAGUGCAACCUGGUUUGCCACAGACACCGGCUCCUUUUGCUCCGUUGGCUUGUAUACUUCGGAGGAGCCGUCGCCGGGAGCGUGAUCGGGUACUUUAGGGACAGCUUUGGCCGCAAAUCAGUUUUCGUGGUCGCGCUGUUACUGCUAGUCGCCUCUGGCACGGCCAGAAUCUGCUCCAACACGGUGCUCACGUUUAUCAUCUUGCGCUUUCUGACAUCGGUGACAUCCUUGACCCUUAUGAACAUGGCGUCAGUUCUACUGUUCGAAGUGACGGAGACAACGCGUCGCGUCGUUUUCUGCGCCUUUGCCUCCUCGUGCACAUCCGCGGCGCUGACAUUGUUCUAUCUCCUCUUACUGGCGGUAGGUGGGCACUGGAGGGUGAUUCAAGCGAUACUUAUGCUGCCGACAAGCUUCCUGCUGUUCGCUUCCUACGCCAUUGAAGAGUCUCCUUGUUGGCUGCUGGGUUUGGGCGACAUCCAAGGCACCGAGCACGCAGUGCUCUCGGCUGCCAAGGUAAACCGCAACCCCCUAGACGACGUGAAGGCCAAGAUAAAUAACGUCAAGUACGAGAUGUCCCGGAGGGGCAACACGCAAACGAACGUUCAACAACCGAGCCCCUUAGACCUUGUCCUGAACAGCUCUCUGCAUUUCCGAUCCGUCACCAUUUUUUCGAGUGCAUUCAUGACGCUCCUUCACUACUACGACACAAAGUUUAACAAGACCUUGGUAGAUAACCGGACGGUGCACAUAACCCUAAUAGUUGCGCGGGUACUUGUCUCGAUAGCUUUCUUGUAUAUCGUGCACUAUGAGCCGGCGCAAGAUACUUUGUGUCUCCAUGUUACAAAUGUCGGUCGUGCUAGGCUUUCAGACUUGGCUGGAUUGGCAAAAGGACGAUAG